Messenger RNA from Aspergillus candidus, 1142 nucleotides. RefSeq names its product ADP-ribosylation factor family protein. Gene Ontology annotation, cellular component: Golgi apparatus. The record is from RefSeq and is a predicted model, not a curated record. Gene Ontology annotation, biological process: intracellular protein transport; protein localization to organelle; Golgi to plasma membrane protein transport. The coding region runs from base 201 to 950 and encodes 249 amino acids. The transcript has 2 exons. Lineage: Eukaryota; Fungi; Ascomycota; Eurotiomycetes; Eurotiales; Aspergillaceae. Gene Ontology annotation, molecular function: GTPase activity; GTP binding.
CGUCCCGUUGGUCUUGGGGUCCAAAUGGAAGACGACAAGUGUGAACUGGAAGUUGCGCAGAGAGAUCCAAGCAAGCCACUGCAAGCCUCCUGCGCUGCCAUGAUUGUCGCAUCUCAUCACUCGUGUUGUGCCGCUGGUUCUGAUUGAAAUAGAGGCUGCGCCUGUCGGACUUUUUUGGCCCUCUCUGUCCGACCGCAACCAUGUAUCAUUUGGCCAAGUCGCUGUAUAUGCAAGCGACUAGUAAAGAGGAAUACUCCGCGCUACUACUAGGUCUUGACAACGCCGGCAAAACAACCCUCCUAUCCCAGAUUAAGAACAUCUACCAACCCCGUUCCGAUGGCGUCCCUGCCCCCAACCCCGGGAAAACCGUGCCCACGGUCGGGCAAAACGUGGCCACGAUCAAUCUCCCAGACAUGUAUCUCAAGAUAUGGGAUGUCGGAGGUCAAAUAACCAUGAGAAACCUGUGGCAAAGCUAUUACACCAGCUGUCACGCGAUCAUCUUCGUCGUCGACAGUACCGACGUCGGUCAAGAUCCGGAUAUCACCCGUCUUCCCUCCACCACUCGAUCGAGUUCCCCGUCGGAUGCGUCAGACGGUGACGCAGAUGCCUUUACAGAGCGGAUGGUCGGGAUCGAUGCCCCUGGGAGCGACUUCGGGCGGUUAGACGAAUGCCGGCAGGUGUUGGAAUCUGUUUUGAAGCAUGCCGAUGUCGCGGGGGUGCCUAUUCUAGUCCUGGCCAAUAAACAAGAUCGGGAGGACUCGGUGGAGGUGGUUCGCAUUAAGGAAGGGCUGGUGCGCAAGGUCUUCGAGGGGGAGACGGGCGUCGGCGUCCGCGACAGUCGCGUGCUACCGAUCAGUGCACUCAUGGCAACAGGGGUUCAGGAAGCCGUCGAAUGGGUCCGAAGUCGAGUCAAAUGGAACAAAGAAGGCAGGCCUCCGAUUAUGAAAUGAUGGCCUCGCUGGUCCCUUGCGGUGUGAUACUCUACCGUCGCGAACCGAACCCUUGACGGGUUACCAUAUGGUCGUUUGAUCAAGAUACCCAGGAUUUGGCCAGGGGAUCAGCGACCGUCCUAAUUUUAUGGAGUCUUUCUACAUUUUGAGAUGUUAAGGCGCUUGGGGGUUCUGUGUCAUCUGCGAAGAUAC